CUGAUCAUUAUCAACUUUUCUCUUAUAAACACAAACACUACCUCUGUUUCGCUAGACACAAAAUCACGAAAGAGAAACACUAACAACCCCAAAACAUACACACCCCUGCCGAAACAUAAACACAGAAAUAGGAAAGAGGGGAAAUGGACUCAUGUUCAUCAGUGAUAACUCCAGAGGAUGUGUUGGAAUCGCUAAUGAAUGAUGGUACAAUAGACGCGCUCAGAUUGAAGAUCAUCAACCAGCUCAAAGCCAAUGAAGAGCUUAAGAAUACUACUAUUAAAAUGGCUGAACAGAGUAAAGUUCUUAACACCCCUGGGGCAGAGAAACAAACCAAAAGAGAGUUGUUUGAUGCGCUAAGGCAGGAACUUGAAGCUCCAGUGCUGGAGAAAGCUUCUAAAUCAGUUUGGGAGCUAAUUUUGGACAGUAAUGGUCUGGGGAAGGAAAUUAGUGAGAUGGUUGAAAAGGUAUUUUCUCGAUUGAGUGGCCGGGAACCUCCAUUGUUUCCCUUGCCAGACGGUGUGGCUCAUAUUAAUAAAGAAAUUGAGAAUGAAAAAGAAAAAGGAAAAGGAAAAGAAUGGGCUGAUGAAAACAAAGAAAAGGAGAAUUCUCCCUCUUCAUUAAAGAAAAGGAGUUUUAGUGAAUUGAAUGCAGGAGGUGCAUGUGAAGCUGCAAGCAUAUCUGGUGAUUCUCCAGCCAUACUAGAAGAUUCUAGUAAAUCACCCAACCAAGUUUGAAGACACGAGUCACUAUGUCAUGCCAAGAGCCUUGUGGCUCAAUGCCAUUACUGUUUUUCUCAAGAGGAGAACCUGGGUUCAAACAUCACCUCCCCCACUUGAAAGUUACAAAAAAGGCCACUAUGCCAGUUCCCAUAUCAUUACUUAUCAACAAGAGUAACUUUGUCAAACGAGCUAUUUAUAACAGAUGUGGGGUGGUGCAAAUCUGGUUAUUUAGUCUAGAUUUUGAUUUGUCAUCAGUUUCUCAAUUCAUUUUAAUGGAAUAAAAUUAACAUUAUUAGGCUAUCUAAUUCUUUGGUUGCAAUU
This is a messenger RNA of Quercus lobata, 1040 nucleotides long. RefSeq lists its product as uncharacterized. Lineage: Eukaryota; Viridiplantae; Streptophyta; Magnoliopsida; Fagales; Fagaceae. The coding region runs from base 144 to 734 and encodes 196 amino acids. The record is from RefSeq and is a predicted model, not a curated record. The transcript has 4 exons.